CAACUGGGCUCCCAGUCUGUCACUUACUUAGUGGAGUUGUAAUAUUUCAGAGGUAAAAGUGAGAUGAGCCAUUAAUGAUCCCCGAGGGCUCACCUGUCAGAAUCAUCCAUGGCGAGGUCAAAGGCGAGGGUGUACACUUGUUGCGCGCUGAUACUGCUCUGCGUGAUCGCUGCAAUUGUGUGUAUUGUUGUACUUGUGAGACGCAAAUGUCCAGCUGAUACUUUCUCAAGUGCUGCAGUGGCCGCAGACUCUGGGAAAUGCUCAGAGAUUGGACGGGAUAUCCUUCGGAGAGGGGGCUCAGCGGUAGAUGGCGCCAUUGCUGCGCUCCUGUGCACCUCGGUCAUAAAUCCACAGAGUAUGGGCAUCGGAGGGGGUUCCAUAUUCACAGUGAUGGACAGCUCUGGUAAAGUGAAAAUCAUCAACUCCAGAGAGACUGUGCCAAGGAACUUUAAACCUGACCUGCUGAACUCAUGUCCCGAGCCCUUCAAGAUGGUGUUUGGCAGCCAGUGGAUUGGGGUCCCUGGAGAAAUUCGAGGUUAUGAAGAGGCACACAGGCUUUACGGGAAGUUGCCGUGGGCCUCCCUCUUCCAGCCGGCCAUCCAACUGGCCAGAGAGGGGUUUCCUAUUCCUCCAGUUCAAGGUCGCAACAUUCUGCGCAUUGAUACAAACGAGACCAAGGCACUACGGAAGUUAUAUUCUGAUAAAGAUGGGAACUUGCUGAAGACUGGUGACAUAGUGAAGUUUGAGAAACUAGCUGACACUUUUGAGAUGAUCGCAAAUCAGGGAGCAGACGCCUUCUACAAAGGACGAAUAGCAGAGGAUUUAAUCCAUGACAUACAGGAGGCAGAGGGAACGCUCACACUGGAGGACUUGGCAUCGUAUAACGCUACGGUGACUGAUGCGUGGGAUUUUCAUUUGGGAGAGUACCAGAUGUACAUACCUCCACCCCCCGCAGGCGGCAUUAUCCUCAGCCUCAUCCUUAACAUCUUGAAAGGAUAUGGCCUGAAAUCAGAAUCUCUGACAGGUCAGCAAAAGAUUCUGGCUUAUCACCGCUAUGCUGAAGCUUUUAAGUUUGUCAGUGGAUUGAAGAAACACAUCCGGGAUCCAAACUUCAGCUCAGACAAAAUGGUGAGGAAAUUCAUAGAGGACAGCUUCGCCGACCACAUACGGAGCUUAAUCAGCAGCGACAAGGCUCGUGAUCCCCAGCACUACAACAUCUCCUCAUAUCUGGAGAGCAUGGGCACCUCACACGUGUCUGUGCUGGCCGAGGACGGAUCCGCCGUGUCUGUCACCAGCACCAUCAACCACAUAUUUGGCUCCGGGGUUUUCUCUCCGAGGACUGGAGUCAUCCUCAACAACGAGCUGUGUGACUUCUGUGGAAGAGUCGAUGACAUCUAUCCGGGGGAGCAGCCCCCCUCAUCCAUGGCCCCCGCUGUGCUGAAGUCUCAGUCGAAGAUGCUGGUGAUUGGAUCGAGUGGUGGGGAUAUGAUCACGACUGGGAUCGCCUCGACACUCAUGAACCAUCUUUGGUUUGGAAAGAGUCUUAAGGACGCGAUCGAUACUCCUGUUAUUUAUGUUGACUCUCAAAAUACACUGAAGUUUGAAUGCAACUUUGACAAGAAUGUAAUUGCGGCUCUUAAAUAUAUGAGACACAAUCGAACUGCAGCAGAAGAUUUCUACAACGUGGUCAAUGCUGUAGAGAAGGAGGACGGUUGUAUCUGUGCAGUGUCUGAUGCCAGGAAAGAGGGCCAGGCGUCUGGUUACUGAGACUCAGAGUUGGUCACACUGGUUGUGCAGGAUGACCUGAAGGUUACAGAAUGAAACUGUUUAUUCAGUUGAUGUUUGCCAUGGGUCCUAAUUUAAAGUAUCACUCAGUAUCAAGGGGGCACUGUCAGUCUUUUUGAAGACACAGACACAGAUGCAGCAGCAACAGAUUUCCACAUGUGCUCUGUUGAUAAUUUGAGAUACUUCCAGGGGUAAGAUGAUAUUCAAAGUCAGAGAUACAAUACAAUACAUAAUGAAAUGAUGAUGUUUUGUCAGUCUAGAGUAUAACUAUAUAAUGUAGGAUUUAAUAACACCAGCAUUUAGUUUUUUGGCAAAAAUGGCAAGCAGAUAAAGACUGGCCAGAUUUGGUGUUGCUGAGGUUUGAAUGACGGUUUGAGUGUUUAUUUGAGUUAUUUACUGGGACUGAGACUAUACUUGAAAUUACUGAAAACUAAGGGACACCAGAAUCAAAAGAUGGUAAAUAAGUAUUAAGUAAUAAUGUGGACUGUACUUAAAAACUACAUGUUGUAUAUGUUGUAUCUAUUAAUUUUUUUCUUUAGAUGAAAUUAAUUACAUAACUAAUAAUGCUUUGAGAAGAUAUUGAAUAAGUUUUGCUAUUAUUAUUAUUUUGCCUCUUACAGUCAGUGUAUGUUAAAUAUGUUGGUAGGAUGAGGGUUAACCUGAGGUCACUGCUAUUGAAAUCAGCUCUGUAAAUCCAUUCCUUUGUGCCAUAAUGUAUUCUGAACAGUCUGCGUGAUUUCUCUGUGCAGUUUUUCAUAAAUUAUUUUUCAUUUCUGUGCUAGAGCAUAUUGCAGCUGGGGCAAGAUAAUCAGAUCAAGUAGUGACUCACACAAACAGGAGAGCAGUUUCAGAGAAAGUUUGUGAGGAAAUAUGAUGCACUUUCCUUGUGUGUAAAAAGGCCUGCGUGAGCCAUUUUUUCAAUUCACACAAAUAAAGCAAAUAGUUUUGUU
Lates calcarifer (barramundi perch) is the source of this 2735-nucleotide messenger RNA. Its product is annotated as glutathione hydrolase 5 proenzyme-like. Lineage: Eukaryota; Metazoa; Chordata; Actinopteri; Centropomidae. Gene Ontology annotation, cellular component: plasma membrane. The transcript has 12 exons. Gene Ontology annotation, biological process: inflammatory response; leukotriene D4 biosynthetic process; glutathione catabolic process. The coding region runs from base 109 to 1767 and encodes 552 amino acids. Gene Ontology annotation, molecular function: leukotriene-C(4) hydrolase activity; glutathione gamma-glutamate hydrolase. The record is from RefSeq and is a predicted model, not a curated record.